CGCUCCAGGUGCUGAGUCCGAGGGAGGCCCCGGACGGCAGACCUGCGGUUGCCGCCGCCGCGGGGAGAGCCAUCGUGGGGAAGCUGGGGCCGCGAGGAGCCGCUAGGAGCUGGGUGCGCUGCCGGGCGCUAAUCGCCCUCCUGCUUCUCCGAGGUCCUUCCUCCUCAGGGUGACGCCCCCUCCUGAGCCGCAAGAGAAAGAAGGUCCCAAGGGCCCUUCCGCAGGUUCUCUAGCAGGCCUAGUGACCCAGCAUGGCCCACUGAGGUGAACCAUGACCGGCUGGCCAACACUCACCACUGACCGUCCAGAGUCACAUCUCACCAGGAGGUGACCCUUCCUUUAGCUGCCACCCUACUCGCCUGCCCCACCCAGGAAAGUGCCUGCGCUGCCCCAGACACCAUGUAGUAGGGCGGGCCGCGGCGCCCAGUGAGCUGCGAUGGUUUUGUAUACGACCCCCUUUCCCAAUAGCUGUCUGUCCGCCCUGCACAGUGUGUCCUGGGCCUUCAUCUUCCCAUGCUACUGGCUGAUGGACCGGCUCGCGGCCUCCUUCUCACCCACCACCUUCGAGAAGCGCCAGUGGGCAGACUACCCGUGCUACCUCCAGGUGCUCUGCACGGCAUUCUGCAUACCCAUCUACCUGGCCCUCCUGGUCACCUCACUGCCCUUUGCAUUUCUUGGCUUCCUCCUCUGGUGCCCCCUGCAAUCUGCCCGCCGACCCUACAUCUACUCCCGGCUGGAGGACAAGAGUGCAGCUGGCGGGGCAGCCCUCCUCAGUGAAUGGAAGGGUACAGGUCCUGGCCAGAGCUACUGCUUCACCACUGCCAACCUCUGCCUCCUUCCCGACUCGUUGGCCAGGUGCAACAAUGUCUUUAACACCCAAGCACGGGCUAAGGAGAUUGGGCAGAGAAUCCGCAAUGGGGCCAGCCGGCCCCAGAUCAAAAUCUACAUUGACUCACCCACCAACACCUCCAUCAGCGCGGCCAGCUUCAGCAGCCUGGCGUCACCGCAGAGUGGCGAUGGCACGGCCCGGGCUGUCCCUGGGAGCAUUAAGAGGACGGCGUCUGUGGAAUACAAGGGUGACAGUGGGCGUCACCCCGGUGAUGAGGCUGCCAAUGGCCCAGCCUCCGGGGAGCUGGUCGACAGCGGCAGCCUUGAGGAUGCCUGCAUCGUGCGCAUUGGAGGAGAGGAGGGUGGGCGGCACUCUGAAGCAGAGGACUCUGUCGCUGGGGGUCAGGCCAGGAAUGGUGCCGGAGGGGGCUCGCAGGGGCAGACACCCAACCACAGUCAGCAGGAUGGAGACUCGGGGAGCUUGGGCAGCCCCUCGGCCUCCAGGGAGUCCCUGGUGAAGGCGCGGGCCACAGCGGAUGGCAGCGGGGAGCCAGGUGCCACCAACAGCAAACUCCCGUUAAAGGCCUCCCUGGUGAAGAAGGCAGCCCCACGCAAGAGGCGGCACCCAGACGAGGCCUUUGACCAUGAAGUCUCGGCCUUCUUCCCCGCCAAUCUGGACUUCCUGUGCCUGCAGGAGGUGUUUGACAAGCGGGCGGCCGCCAAGUUGAAAGACCAACUACACGGUUACUUUGAGUACAUCCUGUAUGACGUUGGGAUCUAUGGCUGCCACGGCUGCUGCAGCUUCAAGUUUCUCAACAGUGGCCUCUUCUUUGCCAGCCGCUACCCCAUCAUGGACGUGGCCUAUCACUGUUACCCCAAUGGGCGGCGCUCUGACGGCCUGGCCUCAAAGGGAGCGCUGUUUCUUAAGGUGCAGGUGGGAAGCACACCUCAGGACCAAAGAAUCGUCGGGUACAUCUCCUGCACACACCUGCACGCCUUGGAAGAGGACAGCGCCAUCCGGUGUGAGCAGCUGGACCUGCUUCAGGACUGGUUGGCUGAUUUCCGAAAAUCUACCUCCUCGUCCAGCACAGCCAACCCCGAGGAGCUGGUGGCGUUUGACGUCAUCUGCGGAGAUUUUAACUUUGACAACUGCUCAUCUGACGACAAGCUGGAGCAGCAGCACUCCUUGUUUACACGCUACAAGGACCCCUGCCGCCUGGGGCCUGGGGAGGAGAAGUCUUGGGCCAUAGGCACCCUGCUGGACACGGACAACCUCUACGACGAGGAAGUGUGCACCCCGGACAAUUUGCAGAAGGUCUUGGAGAGCGAAGAAGGCCGCCGGGAGUACCUUGCCUUCCCCACCAGCAAGAGUCCUGGGGCAGGCCAGAAGGGCCGCAAGGACCUGUUGAAGGGCAAUGGCAGGCGCAUCGACUACAUGCUGUACACCGAGGAGGGGCUGUGCCCGGACUGGAAGGCCGAGGUGGAAGAAUUCAGUUUUAUCACCCAGCUGUCCGGCCUGACCGACCAUCUCCCGGUUGCCAUGCGGCUGAUGGUGUCUGCAGGGGAGGAGGAAUCAUAGUCCAGCCAACUCAUCACAAGCAGCGGGGCUUCUGCAAGCCCUGAGCCGCAGCCCCUCCCUGGCUGUGUCCCCGCCAACAAGCACCACUGGUGCUGGGUGAGGAGGGCAGGGGCCCAGGGGGAACUGUGGUCAGUCCCCGGUGAGCUGGAACCAGCGCUGCCCAGCACCUCCGGGCACUUGCCAUGGACCGAGGAGUCAGGCUGGCCCAGGGAGCCCCGGCUGCCCAACCAGUGCCAUUCUUUCAAAACGUGAUUUUCUACAACUCUAUAGCACAACCUAGUUUAUAACCCAUGGUUAGUAUGAGAACCGGGUUUCUGUACUCUUUGUAUCUCUUCUCAAGCUUUGUCCAGGGUUACUUUUGUCUCGCAUGUCCGCACCCUUGCAUGCAUGCUACCUGCAUGCUACAUGCCACGUUGUAGCCACAUAGACCCCUCACUCAGGCCUCACCCAAGGCCAAACUCCAAACACAAUCAGAACCAGCCAAAGAAGCACUCCUGGGCAUGGCCACCAGCUCGCCUCCUCCCGCCCAUUUGGCUCACAAGCAGGGAGCAUGAGGGCUGGUCCAGUUAACAGGGAGCCCGGGCUCUUCCCAGGGUCUUGCAUUCAAGGGCGAUUACAUUUUAAAAAGAAAACCAGAAAAAGCUGAGAACAAAAACAACCCUUCACAGGCUCUGCAAGCCUUGAGGAGCUGCUGCUCUUCAUGAGACAGGCUCCCCCAACCCCCAGCUCCCUCGGGACUCAAAAGUGAGCAAAGGGACUCCAAGGCUCGCUUUUUUAUAGGAAGAAGGGACUCACGGUACAAGGGGGGAGGGGGGCUUCUGGUUUUGAAUGUAGAUUUAUAGCUUCUCUUCUGUCAAAACCAACACAUCUUCCUGCCUGAUUCCCAUCUCCCGUCUGGACACCUCUCUGGUUCAGGACCAAUCCCUCCCCGGGGACUGUCCCGUUCCACAUGCUGGCUGAGCUCAGGAACUAACUGUCUGCCUCUGGAUGGGGCUGUGGCUCUGUCCUCCCAGGCCCAUCCUCUAAAGUGGCCCCAGGGCCCCUAGACAAAGAGGCAGGAAGCCAAGGUGUGGAGAGCAGCUUGUCCCCUUCCCCUCACCAGAGUGCAGGCUGGGGUGGCAAAGCCAGGGGCCACUGCUUGCCUGGGGCAGGGAGUGGUUCUGGUUGGCCUCCAGCCAUACAGAUGCUCUCACUCAGUCAGGGCCAGCCCUGGGCGCCUGAGCACUGUGUGACAGAGCCUGCGGGUGAGGCCCACCGCUCCCCACCCCACGGCAGCGCUGCCUCUGCCCCACCUGCCUUUCUAAACACAUCUGGGGAUGCUCCCCGGAGUCAUGCAGGGAAGGUGUGGUUUGUUCCCAAGUGCAAGGCUCCUCUAACUUGGGGACUCUUCUUGACAUGCCCCUCCCCAGUCUUCCCUCCUCCAAGCACCCUGAGCUUGUGCUUGUCUGGCUCAUAGCCAGCUCUGCCCAGCAAGGCUGGUGUGCCAACGCUGUGCCUUGUCACCUGCUGAGUUGCAAGAGGUAUCAAGAGGGGGCCAAGCAGCCAGCCAGAGGCCAGGCCUUGUGUCAGGAGAAGACACACCUGAGACCAUGCCCACGGUGGCACUAGUUUGUGUAAACCCCCCUGGCCAGGACAGCAACUGGACUGAAGACUUCUUGCUGGGAGCCAGUCGCUGGCCAGACCCCCAGCUCCACCCCCUGCCAGGAGGAGCUGGUCACCGGGAGGGCACACAGUCCUGCCUGGGUCUCUGCUACACCCCUCCCCCCAGGACCUGGCCUCCAGAGCCUUGGCUAGGCUUUGCAGGGUCAGCAAGCCCCCACUCCCAGGAGCAGCCAAGAACCUUGCUCACACAGGCAAGAGUUGUGGGUCCUGCUGUGGCACCUGGAUGGCUGGGCCUGAGCUGAGGCCCCCAGGCUGCCGGUUGGCCAUGUGUCCAGGAAAGCAGAAGAGGUGGACACUAGGACCCCUGAAGCAGAGCAACUCCAGCACAGCUUCCACCCCUCAGAGAGGCUGGCUGCUUCCCAGGACUGCUUGCCUGGAGCUGAGGUGCCAGGCGCAGGGGCCGCUCUCCCUUCUCACAGGGCGGCCUUAGGCCAGUCACACCUCCCUGUGCCUCAGUCAUUGCCUGUCCUAACAAGGUCACCUCUGCCCAGCUGGGCCCAGGCAUCCAGCCCGCCUCACGCCUCCCUGUGGUGGGGCCUCAGCGCCGACGAACCAUCACCCAACCACCCGUUCAUCAAGCCUGAGGACUCCUGGGGCCGUGCACAAGCCAGACUUUUCCAUUUUGAUUUUUAAAAAGAAAGAAAAGAAACAUUGCUACGACUUUAGAUCCUGUGGCAUUUAGGCCUGGAAGGGGUGGACACAGGAGUCACCCAAAACCCCAACCAAGGCUCUAAGCCUGCCCCGGGCCCAGCCUCCCGCAGAGAAGCCAGGAGGCGGGGUUCAGCUCUGAAGGAAAUGGUCAUUCUCAUGUGUCCAAACCACCUUGGGUUUUAAGUAUGAAUAUUAAUCUUGAUGCUUUUUAACUAUUGUAUUAACUUGCUGAGAUUUAGAAAUACUGUUUUAAAAAAACUUUUUUAAUUUCUGUAUUUUUUUCUGUAUUGUAUCCUCAUGGGACAUUAGGGGUUUUUCUAUGGUAAGCACACCUAAGGUUUUGGUAAAAGCAUUAUCAAAUAUAUUUCCAGACGAUUCUUCCCUAGAAGAAAAACAAUCUUUACAGCUGAUAAAAUAUUUUGAAGAGAGAGGUGUUUUUUUUUCCUUUAUUGGUGCUGAAAGGAAGGAUGGACAAUGAGAAAAUAAAACUGUGAGGCUCAA
Manis pentadactyla (Chinese pangolin) is the source of this 5221-nucleotide messenger RNA. It is a transcript of the gene SMPD3, whose product is annotated as sphingomyelin phosphodiesterase 3. Gene Ontology annotation, cellular component: cytoplasm; extracellular region. The coding region runs from base 437 to 2407 and encodes 656 amino acids. Gene Ontology annotation, biological process: sphingomyelin metabolic process. The transcript is spliced from 9 exons. Gene Ontology annotation, molecular function: sphingomyelin phosphodiesterase activity. The record is from RefSeq and is a predicted model, not a curated record. NCBI's taxonomy places the organism in Eukaryota, Metazoa, Chordata, Mammalia, Pholidota, Manidae.